UUCAUUACAACAGACGAUCCUGGGAUAUCAACCAGGUGCAGCUAUCAAGUCUGAUAAAAUCAUAAAAGUAAAGAGUAGUAAGAAAUAUAGUGUGAAUUUUAAAGGUGAUAAAGGCAAAUGCGUUAUAAAUGAUAUCUGUGAAACAGCUUCUGGAGAACUCCUCAUCGCAGAUUUUUACAAUGAAAAAGUGAAGCUCCUUGAUCAGACUUACAAAGUAGUGGCCCAUUAUAAGUUGGAUUAUGGACCAUGGUCCUUGUGCAGCAUUGACACCAAUCUGGUAGCUGUUAGUAUGAAUAACCGUGAGGUCAUCUUCAUCAGAGUGACCAAUGGUCAGUUGAUUAAGGACAGGAUAUUGAAGCUAGAACAUCGUUGCAGGGGUAUUGCCCAUCAGAAUGGUAAUAUGUACAUUACAGAUGGUAGUGCUCUGUAUCACUAUACAGUGGAUGGAAGACUGGUGAGAAAGAUAUAUGCGGAUACAUGUACAUCACGUGAAUUUACAGUUACUUCCUGUGCUGUGAGUCCAGAUGGAGACAGGAUAUAUGUGACCAACGAGGACAGUUACCAGCUGGUCACCCUGUCCAGGGAUGGUAAAUUGAUCUCCACCCUUACUGACGCUGCCCUGAACCACGAGAUACAACUACCUAGCCUUAAUGUGACAGAUUCAAGACAAGUUCUUGUGUGUGGAGACUGGUUCCCUACAAUCAUCCAGGUGGACAGAGAUGGGAGUCAGAUACUGGAUGAGGUGAUCACAAAAGAUGAUGGUGUAACUGACCCGACCGCUGUCUACUACAGUAAGAAAAAAAGCUCAAUCAUUGUAGGAAUGUAUUGGAAUAACGACAUUAUGGUGUUCGAGGCACAGUGGCAGUUGAAAAAGGAUAAUGUUCGUUCAUAAUCAUUUACCCAUGUGUAUAUACAGUUGUAAUUAACAAGUGUUAAGUUUAGUUUUUACUGUAUACGAGACAUAGUGACUGUUGGAAUAGGACAUAUUCAAUAUGUCCUGUAUGAAACACUUAACAAAUUUCCAAUUAAAUCGGUCUUUACCAAACCGGUGUCAUAAGGAAAUUUAAAUUUAAAUAUGCGUCACAGACACGGAUGCACCUACAACAUAUUUUUGUACAAAACUCGAUAUUUUGAUUCUACAGUAGGCAAAACGACAAAGGGUCAUAUUAUUCCAAAACUUUUCACAUCUUUAUGGUUAUCACAUUAAGCUUAUUCAACUGGAAAGUCUGAGCCUGAUUCAACAAGUAGUUCAAAAGGAGUUUCUAAAUGAAUUUUAGGACGACAUGCUAUAAAGGAAAAACAGAAAAAUCGCCAUAAUUCUCUCAAAACACAACUUAGCCAUAAUUCCAUUAAGGUCAUUGAACUUUGAACGUUUGAGCAAGAUCGACCCAAUAUU
Molecule: messenger RNA, 1396 nt
Organism: Dreissena polymorpha
Lineage: Eukaryota; Metazoa; Mollusca; Bivalvia; Myida; Dreissenidae
Exons: 2
Coding region: 290-892 (200 amino acids)
Source: RefSeq, a predicted model, not a curated record